AUGGCCUGUCCCCCGGCGGAGUGUGCCUGUGCUCGGGUGGGGCGGUUGUGGCAGUGGGGAGGGGGGUCACCUGGAGCGUGGUGGCGGCGCAGAGAGGUGUGGAGUGUGGGAACCGUCCUGCCCAGGCUUCGGAUGACACGGAUGGAGUUACGGCCUGGCCAAGAGAUCCUCGACACACGAUACGCACUCUCCUUUUCCCCCCGACAGCACAGCGCGACACGGAGCCCAGCGCAACACACUUUCUCUGGCGGUGGCGCGCACUCGGCUUGA
This is a messenger RNA of Knipowitschia caucasica, 270 nucleotides long. Lineage: Eukaryota; Metazoa; Chordata; Actinopteri; Gobiiformes; Gobiidae. The record is from the annotation of a GenBank genome assembly.